This is a messenger RNA of Candoia aspera, 3206 nucleotides long. RefSeq names its product G protein-coupled receptor 146 (gene GPR146). The transcript is spliced from 2 exons. Bases 762 to 1763 code for a protein of 333 amino acids. Gene Ontology annotation, cellular component: membrane. The record is from RefSeq and is a predicted model, not a curated record. Gene Ontology annotation, biological process: G protein-coupled receptor signaling pathway. Lineage: Eukaryota; Metazoa; Chordata; Lepidosauria; Squamata; Candoiidae. Gene Ontology annotation, molecular function: G protein-coupled receptor activity.
CUAACACAGCUCUCCUCUUAACAAGGUUGGAAACAACACAACACGCUUUCAAAUUCUACGUGAAAGCCCUUCAGACUGAUAGAGUGGGUUGUCCUCCUCUAGGGAAAAGCAUAUUGCCUGGAGCCUUUUCCCAAAAUCCAGUCAUGAAACUGGACCUCAAUAAGCGUUUUUCUUACAGAUAGCUGUUUUAUACCAUCCCUGGAAUCUUCUGAAGGCAAACUUGCUUUUUCAUGGGAAUGCAAUAAACUAGCCUGGUGGGUUUAACAAAAAAAGAGUUGGGGUGGUGGUGGUGGAAGGCAGCAACUGUAACUCAACACCAAGUGGAUUAUUCCAGGAAUAUCUCCCUUUCUACCAAUCAACUGGAAGCAAGCUAAGGCUCAGAACACAGCAAUGUCAUGCACCACUCCCCUUUCACAUCAGACAGUUUCCUAUUUCUUGAAAUGGGCUGUAAACAGACACAGGGAGGAGCUACGAAUUCACUCUGCCAACUGAAGCAGAAACUUUGUGAGUAAUUUACUAGAGGACAAACAAGUGCAGCUCACAUGCAGGAAAAACACCACGCUCUAUCACCGGUCCCGAAGGUCUAGGACAGUUGCGGGCCACGAAAGGGGGCAAAAUGCGAGCCCCUCUUGGUGUCCGUUCUUCACCUGAAAUGUUAUUUAUCAGCCAUAUUUGACUCCCCAGUACAAAGGAACAUGCGACCUGGAAUGAAGAAAAGCUGGUAACCAGCAGAAAAGACCUCCGACCCCGGGAACGUCACUAUGUGGAGCUGUGAAGCGUUCAAUGGUUCCAAACACACAGAGGACCAGGAUCUCUGCCACGACGUUCAUCUUGUGAUUACCGUUUUCUCUUUGCUCUACCUCGUCAUCUGCUUCCCCAUCGGCCUUUGUUACAAUGGGCUACUGGUCCUAGUCAACCUGUGCAACAAAGCCACAAUGACCAUGCCGGACGUUUACUUCGUCAACAUCGCCAUCGCUGGCCUCAUCAUCAACGCCAUCGCCCCCAUGUACCUGCUGGGACCUACCAACACAAAAUGGGCCAUCUGGAAUUUCAGCAACGAAGUCUACAUCACCUUGCUUAUUUUGUUCAAUGUGUCAUCUUUGGUGAUCAUGUACUCUACCGCGUUACUCAGUCUGGACUACUACAUUGAGCGUGCUUUGCCAAGGACUUACAUGUCCAGCGUGUACAACACGAAGCAUGUGUGUGGGUUCAUCUGGGGGGGAGCCAUGCUCACCAGCUUUUCGUCUCUCUUGUUCUACGUCUGCAAUCACGUAUCCACGAAAAUAAUCGAAUGCUCCAAAAUGCAGAACAAAGAGGCGGCCGACACCAUCAUGUUUUUUAUCGGAUACAUCGUGCCGGCCAUUGCUGUGCUCUACGCGCUUGUGUUGAUUUUGCGAAUACGCAAGGAGGCAACACCACUGGACCAAGACACUGGAAGGUUGGACCCCUCUGUGCACCGGCUUUUGAUUGCCACCAUCUGCACACAGUUCACUCUAUGGACACCCUACUAUGUGACUCUGCUGGUCAGGACGCUAUCCAGCAUGCAAGGAAAAGGGACGGAUGAAAACUAUAGCCGAGGAUUACAUUUUACCAACGGACUGUCCGUAUUUCUGGCCUUCUCCAGCAGCUUCGUCAUGCCUUUGCUGUACCGGUAUAUCAACAAAAACUUUCCGAGCAAACUGCAAAGGCUGCUGAAAAAACUGCACUGUGGGAACCAGCGAUGCUCGCACGAACGCACAGUGGUUCAGCAAGUUAUAACGUAGGUAUGAAGGAAUGCUGGUGGGCCCCAGGUUGCAGAGUUGAUUCUGGAGGCCACCGAGCAAGGAUGCUGAAAGCGGGGUGGACCCCGUACAUCAGCUCCUUGCUGUUUUAGCCUACACAGGUAGGGAAGCGGUUGAGAAAACUGUUGAGAAUCUGUCUGUGGGUUAAAAUAAUCGCUGGAUUUCAAGAGUUUCAAUGCACUGAGUCAGUUUUACAGUAUAAGCUUUGUUUUAGCAAUCUUGUGUGGAGAAAAACACCCACAGAAGGCUUUUGAGAGAACACCUAGCACUUUGUAAUCUUGUAGAAUUAAAGAGAGGUAAAAAAGAGGGGUAUUUUUAUGUUUCAUAUAAAAUAAUAUGAAUUUAAAAUUUACAAAGCAGUUUUAUUUGAAGGUCAGAGCAGCACCUUUUCAGUUAAGAUAAUAUCCAUUAAUAAUCACACUGGUCAAAUUGUGUAACAGCCUAGUAUGAUACUAAAUCCUUCCUAAUCUACAAAAUUACAAUUUAAACGAAACCUUGAUUUCUAACUCUAAAGCAGGUUGUUUGAAGAUUUCUCUUGGUUUAAAUGCAUUCGUAUUUUCCUACACUUACAAGCAAACAAAAAGGAUUUCCCCCCCUUUUCCUCGUUUUACAUUGUAAAAGCAUUUCGAUCAAAGUAUGCACUUUUGUAGAAAGAAAGCAAGAAGUCAAGACCCAGAAACGUUGCGGUAUCUAGCAAAAAUGAAAUACAGUUUAAAAUGAAGUCAGGUUUAAGGUGCAAACGAAAAAUCCAGCAGGAUUAAAAAGGGCGCCUCCCGGAUCACUCACAAAUUUGUGUUAAGACACACAACGUUCUUUCAACGGAUGAAUAGAUGUCCAGCAUUUCAGAAGUACGAUCGCUCAAAGGAUGCCUGUGAGAUAUUAACUGACCAAAGAGAUGGAAGAGAUAACGCAGGGGUGUGAAUACACAGCGUAUGGGAUUCACAGGGAACAGCAAGGAUUCUGAUCAUUCUGGCCCUAUUUUUAUGCUACUUCGGAUCCUACUUCCCUGGCUAAAUAGUGCCACACCUUUUCCAUCCCUUUGGUGGGACCUAACGACAAGAUAGCAUGAAGAACAAGUCUAGGAUAGGAUACUAAAAGCCACUCUACACACACGUACGCACAGGGUUUUCCUUCUGCUGCACCCUGCUAUCGCCAGAAAAGCUGUCCAAGAGGUUGGGUGAUCCCUCAGGCUAGCACUCCCUGGAAUGAGGUCUGGAAGAAGGGGUAAGGAGCUUCUCUCUGGAGGUUCGGAUGGCUUCCUGCAUGCAGGAAAGGGCCACCAGGCUUGGCUGAAAGACAACAUUUCCUCUCGUUCCACUGUCCUAGGAAUACUUGAGUCCAGUGUUUUUCAAACUUGCCAACUUUAAGAGGUGUGGACUUCAACUCCCAGAAUUCCCUAGCCAGCAUUCUGGGAGUUGAAGUCCA